AUGUCUGAGGAUGAACACUCGGAUGCUCCAGUCGAUCGGACGGCGGCUGGGCGACCCGAGCAAGCACGCCCCUCGACCUCGACCUCGAUCUCGUCAACUACCUCGCACCCACCCGCACCAGCACCAACCUCAACCUCGGCUUCGACCUCCCAACCAGCCUCCUCGUCCGCCGCAUCGACCUCCUCCAACACCACCUCGACUUCAGCCUCGAAGCGCAGGGAUCGCUCCACGUCACGCUCGCGUCAGCCAGCUUACGUCUACGCGGUCCUGCUCGUCGCCUUUGACCAUCUCCAAGGUCCCAUCAUCGAGUUCGGCUACCCACAAGCCUUCGCCGACGACGCUUACCUCAACCGCAACCUCCCCUUUCUCGCACUACCCGAUGGCGCGCAUGCCGUACGCUGAACCGGUUCCUGUCUUCACCACGAUCAUUGAGCUGACACACUCACAAACCACGAUCACACAGAGAGAAGAGGACUACUCGUACUUCCACAUGCUCAACCCUUCGAUCGCCCCGGAAACCCUGUUCGGCAUCUCGUGCAACCGCCAGAUACAGGCCGACGAACUGCUCAAGAAGGGCAAGGACGUCACCCGCUCGACCGUACAAAAGGCCAUCGUCGUCCUCGCCAACAAGGUGGGCUCGAACGACGACAUCUUUGUUGUAGGAUGGGAAACUCGCUGAUGCUUUAUGUAUUGGAUCGUUCAUCACAGCCCAUCUUUGGACCGUUGAGGGACAAGCUAGGUGUCAUCACCCGUACCUUCUUCGCCCAGCGCAACUUUGAGGACAAGUCCAUACUCGUCGAUCUCUAUUCGUCGUUCGAGAUUCAACAACCUUCACCCACCUCGUCGCCUAAACUGAGCGAGGGGGAGGCUCAGGAGAGGGAGGAUGCGGGCAUGUACAUGGGUAGGUUCACCCGUCGACCUUCACCUUGCUUACCGGUCGCCUCGUUGCUGAAAAUUUGAGCCUUGCACAGGCACCUCGUUGAGGGAACUCGUAUACCGGUUCAGGAGCAAGACGUUGAUGUUGGUUAAACUGCUGAUGCUGCAGAAGAAGGUGCGCCCAGCCCGUCAUAGCAUUGGAACUGUCAGCAGACUGACACGAUCGACGCUAUGCAGGUCAUGUUCUACGCUGCGCACUCACCGGUCGAGACGCUGUGCACGAUGCAGUAUUCCCUCGUCGCUCUCAUACCCUGUCAGUGACUUCGAUCAUCGCUACCUGUAUGGUGCCCGGCUCAAGAGCUGACCCACGCGCUUCUUCAUAAAAGCUCUCCUCACCCAUCUCGACGACGCUUCAUCGCCCGACCUCGAUGCCUUGGCGCAAACGCUCACCAAGCCCACAUCACUAAAGACUUCAGAUCGGUCAAGUCUGGUGCGCUAUCUUGGAUUGCCCCUCAACAUAUUCGGCAAGGUGAGUGCCUCUCGUGUUGAUUUACCAGUCCGCGCGUCGACUGACGGAGGUGGACGCACGCAGGGCUCCUUCUUCCAACCUUACCUCCCCCUGCAACAAAUCGACCUCUUACAAGCCCGUUCCUUCCUCGUCGGUACGACCAACUCGAUAUUCCAACAACAACGCGACUCCCCUAUCGACGUACUCGUCCGCCUCGAGUCCGCAACUCUCGAAGUGCUCGAUCCUAAAUUAUCGUAUCUGAUCUCGUUGACCGCGGCGGAUCGGAAAUGGAUGGACGAGAUCGUCUCGACGGUGGAUAAUUCCUAUGAUCCUACCGAUCCUUCGAGACCCGUAGGGAUGAACUUUAUCGGGAGUGAGGACUUUUUGAGGGCAAAGUUCGAGGUGCGUUCCUGGUUGAGACUGAUGAACGUGAUGCAGAUUUACUGACCAGGCAUUGUGAGGCAUAUAGGAGUACAUUUGCUCUUUGCUGGCGUGCAUCAAGUUUACAGAGUUCCUGAAGCAAGGGGAUAAAGGACAGACUCUGUUGUCUGGAAAUGGUGAGGCGGUGUACAGCAGAGUGAAUUUGGGUGGAUUAGGGCCUGAAACGAACACUCUCCACAGAAAUGGCUUCUUACAACGUCGAAUCGUUCAACGAUCUCUUUGUCCGCGCCUUCAAAGCCACACCGGCCUUUGCCGUAUGGAACCGCACGACGGACGACGCCAUCUUUGAUCUCGUCGAGCCCAAACACCCCAUGGAGGGGAAGACGAACCCCAUCGAAGACGUCGGUAUCCGGCUAGCCCACGGAUUGCACGACCUCCACCUCCCCGAGAACCUUGCGCCUACGAAAGAGAUGAUCUCACGCGGCGUUCAACAAGGGAGCGAAUCGAUUUGGGGCGCUUAUUCGUUCCUCAAGUCCGAUAUCACGAAACGACAAAAAGAAUACAAUGAACGACGGACCAACUCGAUCAGUGGGUCGAUCCCCGCCUCACCGCCUGUGUUGGAUAUGGCGGGAAAUACUUUACUGGCUGGUGUGGACGUCGCCAAGACGGGUGUCGCGACCGUCGCAACUGGGAUAGGAUCCUUUUUGGCUUCGAGGAGAGUUUCGGGCUUGUUCUCCGGUCCCAAGAGCCCGACAACAACGACGAAUGAAUCAAAUUCCCGUUCAUUAACCGGAACACCGAGGCUAGCGACCCAACCCCCUUCCCCCCUGGAUCUCAGAAAAACGACCGAUAGCUCGUCGAACUUGUCUCCUUUCCUCGGGUCAGGAGCAAGCCCAGCACCACCUGGGUCGGGCGCGAGUUUGUUACCUUCCCCUGGGAUCUCGGGGUAUCUGAGACCUUUAUCCACGGCUUCGUCGGCCACUACACCACCACUUACACCUCCGAUCGCAGGUGGUUCGAACCACGCCACUCCUGCUGCCGAAGGAGGAGCAGGAGGUUUUUUCUCCUCCGUCAACCCCUUAUCCCUCUUAUCCCGCGCACGAUCUCCCGAAAUCACCACCUCCACCUCCACAUCCUCCACCUUCCCUCCCACACCCUCCGACCGCCCUACUCCACCCAAGGAGCUCGAACUAGGCCAAGAACUCAUGCCGCGCGACCUCGACAAAGAAUACGCCGCCAAACAAGCUCGAUCCGAACGUCGUCAAUCAGCGAAGAUCGUACCUGUACAAUUGGAACUCGAUGAGGGGGUGGUGGAUGAGGAGAGGUUGAAGCAGUUGGAACAGAUGACGGACGAGGAAUUGACCAGGGCCGGAGUGCCUGGUGCUGUGGGAGCUGGGAUAGGGGGUAGUGCGAAGGUCAAGGGGGUCGAGGUUCCUACGGCACCCAAGUUGGGGGGAGGGGAAUGGGGUUGA
Microbotryum saponariae is the source of this 3237-nucleotide messenger RNA. The record is from the annotation of a GenBank genome assembly. Lineage: Eukaryota; Fungi; Basidiomycota; Microbotryomycetes; Microbotryales; Microbotryaceae.